Molecule: messenger RNA, 630 nt
Organism: Mytilinidion resinicola
Lineage: Eukaryota; Fungi; Ascomycota; Dothideomycetes; Mytilinidiales; Mytilinidiaceae
Exons: 2
Coding region: 1-624 (207 amino acids)
Source: RefSeq, a predicted model, not a curated record
AUGCCUCAAACAUUCAGCAAUGAUUGUGAUCUUGAGGAUCCUGGAGAGCCUUGUGUGCCUCUAGGUCUUAAUAGGAAUAGCCUCCUUAAUAUCUUUAAGCUAUUCUUUAACGUCACAGUGGGUGAAGCUUACGAGUGUCCCUCAGGCCAUCAGGCCACAAACGCUUGGCAACUCGCAAGGCCAGUAAAUAUGCCAAAAUCAUCACAAUACUAUCAAAUUACUAUCAAACCAAUGGCUCCAAGCACUCCUGAUCGCAAGCCAAGUCGCCAUGAAUUCUCCACGCAUACCCGCACAAAAUUCUACAACGCCUAUGACCUCAGAAACCCAGGGGAAGGCAUCAAAGAUGUCAUAAAACGGAUCAACUUCACCGGCCACUACACAACGUGCAAGAACAUGCUCCGGCUGCGCAGAGAGAAGGGCAAGGAUGCUGACUACCGGCCUGGAAAGCAUCGCAAUGGCGAGAGCCAUCGUGUGAUUACAGAUGCGCAGCUUGCUGCUAUACAAAGCGACAACAAUCCAAUGCGAAAGGCACCAUUUGAUGCCCAGAUGCAGUACUAUGGCAUUCAGGCCACUGUUCGUACGCUGCAGAAGUAUAACAAAGAAGCGCAUUUCAAACGGAUUUAAGAUGGC